AGUUAUGUUUUUGGUGGGUUCAGCUAUAAUUUGUUUUUGCGUGGAGACCGCCCAUUUUCACUUUCGAUAUUCACUGUUCAGCUCCGACUAUGACCAUCUGGAAAUGUCUCCUCUGGGCGGUCCUGGGGGCAGCGGCCGCGCUCUGUGUUGCGAAAGAUUGCAGUAAUCAUAAAUUCAUAGUUGGUGUUGAAGGAGAAGACAUUGUUUUGUCACCAUCAGUUAAAGGCAAUCUAACAAGAAUUUAUUGGAAGAAAGGAGAAAAUAUAGUGGCUAAAUCCAGAUUCAGUUUUCCUCCUGGAAAGGAAAAUCAAAGACUGAGUCUUGAUUCUUCCUCUGGCAAUUUGUUUCUCAAAAAUCUUUCAAAAGAGGAUACUGGAAAUUACACAGCAGAAGCUUUCAUUAAUGAGGAAAUCAAAGAAACAUGUUUUGAUCUGAAAAUACUAGUACCGCCUGAUAUAAACUGCACUGUUAACAAUGAUGCCAUUCAAUUAAGCUGUACAUCAGCAAGUCAGGAUCUACCUUUGACCUACUCUUGGGACUACAUCAGAAAUGAAGAAAUUAUCUAUGUAAAGGAUUCAGUUAUCCAGCUUCAGAGGAACUCAAACCAUUUUCAGAAAAUUAUAUGCUAUGUUACAGCUUCCAAUACAAACGCCAGCACCUCCAUCAAUCUGAGUGACUGUAUUACAGAAGAACCUGGUCAUCAGUCAAGAAGUAGAAUACAUUUAAUCGCAAUACUAAUAAUUCCAGUUCUAAUAUUUUCCUGGUGGCUAAAUUCUUCUUCGGCUUCAGCUGCCUCAGGUUUCUUCCUGUUUCUUCCCUUUGACUACGGUUUGUCUGGCUCUGGCUUCCUUUGCUACAUGUCCCAUCUGGUCAUCUCUCCUUGCAGCAACAUCUUCAGUCAAACCUAAAAGAAAUUACCUGCUAGAAAUAUCUGGAAAAAAGGAAAGAAAGAAAGAAUCUUAAUGAAUCAUAAUCUGGAGUAAAGAAUCUAAGAGGAAAUUAUAAGGAAGAAGCUUCUAAUCUUGAAUCUUGAAAGGAGUCAGGUUUGAUUUUCCAAGGAUGGAAAGUGACAACAUGAAAAUACCUCUGCAGACUCUCUUCAGUCCAGUUCAUGCAUUAACUCCUUUUAUCAAUUUUGCUGAAUUGUAAUUUGUUUUAUUUUGCUUUUCAACUAUUUUUAUUUUUUAUUCAUCUCAAGUUCUAAUCUACUGUGGAAUUUUAAAUAGUUGUGGACUGCUUUAUUUAUUACACAAGCUCUUCUGUGUACCACUAUGAAAGCAAUCAAGAGACAGCAAGAAAAUGGAGCGAUACAGAAUAAACUCAGAAUUGGUGACUCCUUCAAAACCAUCAAAGCAGCCUAAAAUUGCUGAAUAUUUAGCAACAAAGAGCAAAAACAAAACUGUCUACCCUUCUUCCGAGGAGUUGGCAUGUCAAGACUGACUCUCGUCUUCACCUGCAUUUUGCCUUUGCUAUCAGCUUGACAAUAACAGGGAGAGGGUGGAUGGAAUGCAGGGAUGGGAGAAUAGUAUUCAAACAUCCAUCGGCUUCUGUGAGACAUUGCUGCCAUCUCAAGGACACACCCAGCAGAUGUCCCAGCGUGGCUGGCUGAUUCCCAUAACAAAAUGAACAGAAGAGAUUGGUGGACAUUUUGGACUCUGGGUGGCCCAGAGGGAAAAGGGGGAAUUAACUACACUUGCUUUUGCAUGGGAAACCUAGAGCUGGUUUUGCUUCUUCUGUGUCAAUGUGG
Crotalus tigris (Tiger rattlesnake) is the source of this 1747-nucleotide messenger RNA. RefSeq names its product SLAM family member 5-like. The transcript has 8 exons. NCBI's taxonomy places the organism in Eukaryota, Metazoa, Chordata, Lepidosauria, Squamata, Viperidae. Bases 90 to 908 code for a protein of 272 amino acids. The record is from RefSeq and is a predicted model, not a curated record.